This is a messenger RNA of Ylistrum balloti, 1215 nucleotides long. Its product is annotated as transmembrane protein 26-like. The transcript is spliced from 4 exons. NCBI's taxonomy places the organism in Eukaryota, Metazoa, Mollusca, Bivalvia, Pectinida, Pectinidae. Bases 1 to 1215 code for a protein of 404 amino acids. The record is from RefSeq and is a predicted model, not a curated record.
AUGAGGUGCAUGACCAUCAUUCGAGCUCUACUUGUGCGCGUGCUGUUCGCCGCUCACGGAGUGAUUGCAAUAUGGCGAUUAUUCAUGGUAAUUCGGAAGUCUUGGUGCUGGUACCUAACUGGAGCGCUGGGUGGACUUUUGAUCGAGACGAUUAUCACUAUGACGAAGAAGAGGGGCAAAGAAUGGAAAUGGUUUUGUCCCAGCGUGUUCUUUUAUCUUGGGAGUGUGGUACCCGCCAUCUGGUUUCUCGAGCUGCACGAGAUGGAGGAAAGAAUUGCCAUGCGCGAGAGCAGUGAGUUGACCAAUAGCAGUAGAGUAUACCACGUGGCAGUCAACCGAACCACCAAAGAGGACCUUAGCGUCAAUAUUGAAGGACUGGAGAUCACCAUUCCAUUGGCUAUCCCCGCCAAUCUAUGGCUUCGUAUACUAGAACAGUUCCUACUCCUGAUGUUGAUAGUUGGGAGAUGGCUGCUCCCGAAGGGCUCUUUGUCACAUGACCAGUUAUCUCAACUCUUAUUGGUGUACGUAGGGACAGCUGCCGAUAUUGUGGAAUUCUACGAGGCUUUCAGUGAGGAGCUGGUGAUGUAUAAUCGCUUGCUGUGUUACAUCAUUCUGGGGAUCUGGACACUCAGCUUGCUUCAGUUCACCCUAGUUCUGACCGCAACACGUGCGCGCCGUGACCAGUCAGGCGUACCUGCCUCAGGUUAUACCGAAGGCGAUAAAGUAGGUUGCUGUAAUCCAGAGAUAUACGGCAUCGUCACGUCAAUUUUCAUGCAGGACUGUCCUUUCCUGGUUGUAAGACUUCUAUUAAUAUUCAAGUACGGCGUGAUAAGUUAUACUAACAUGUUCUUCACGUCCAAAAACUCCCUAGUGAUAGUACUUCUGUUGUACCGCGUUAUCGUCGUACAGGGAGAAACGAGGAGGAAAAAAGAGGAAAUGAAGAAAAGCGGAUCAGCCAUUCGUCUGAACGUACCGAAUAAUGUUGGCGGUUUCGGCGGACGAAUGGACAACCAAGUCCACAUGAAGCCGAGUUGUAGUGCCCCUAACGUGUACAAGGCAACACAAUCUGAUAGUCUGCCAAGAUACAAAAAUUCUGCGGUGCAUGACCGGCGGAGUGACCCAAUGGACGCCACGAAGUUGAAAGCUCCACUGGCUAAAGGAACUCCCCCAAGAUCUCCUUAUAAUAACAGGCCCAUCCCUCGUAUCAUAAGAUAA